Messenger RNA from Haliotis rufescens (red abalone), 5834 nucleotides. Its product is annotated as delta(24)-sterol reductase-like. Gene Ontology annotation, cellular component: cytoplasm; membrane. The coding region runs from base 75 to 1637 and encodes 520 amino acids. The transcript has 9 exons. Gene Ontology annotation, biological process: steroid metabolic process. Gene Ontology annotation, molecular function: Delta24(24-1) sterol reductase activity; FAD binding. Lineage: Eukaryota; Metazoa; Mollusca; Gastropoda; Lepetellida; Haliotidae. The record is from RefSeq and is a predicted model, not a curated record.
GCACCGGCAUUUGUGACCUCUGACCUCACUCAUUUCACUGGUCUGGCUGUACGGGGUGCUGGGAAGAAGCAGUCAUGGAUUUACCCCUAAACUUCAUCAUGUAUUUGGCGGUUCCUGCCUUGCUGUCAUUGUCUUGGAUUAAAUACAGAGGGCUAGAAUAUAUUUUGAUUCACUACCGAUGGGUGUUCGUUUGCCUAUUCCUCCUGCCUGUCUCGGUGAUCUACGAUGUUUUCAUGUUCGGAAGGAAUUGGCUCGUCUUCCAGUUUAACUCGGCGCCGAAGAAGCAUGAUCAAAAGGUUCAGCAUGUGCAGAGACAGGUGAGGAAGUGGCGUGAUGACGGUGCUCACACCCCAAUGUGUACAGCCAGACCGGGCUGGUCCAAUGUCAGCUUCAGACGUGGCCUAUACAAGAAAAAGCUCCGCAACAUCGAAGUCAACCUCAUUGACAUCCUCAAUGUUGAUACCGAACGUCAGGUGGUUCGAGUUGAGCCAUUGGCUACAAUGGGUCAGGUGACCGCCUUCCUCAACCCCCUUGGAUGGACUCUUCCAGUUCUACCUGAGCUUGAUGACCUCACUGUGGGAGGCCUCAUCAUGGGCGUCGGCAUCGAGACGUCUUCCCACAAGUACGGCCUGUUCCAGCACUGCUGCGAGUCCUUUCAACUGGUCGUGGCGGAUGGGAGCAUCGUCAAAUGCUCAAAGACAGAGAACACUGAUUUGUUUUAUGCUGUGCCCUGGUCGUAUGGAACCUUGGGAUUUCUUGUUUCUGCGGAGAUAAAGAUUAUCCCGGCCAAGAAGUUCGUGAAGAUAGAGUACUAUCCAGUCCACACCAAGAGGGAGAUGCUGCGCAAGUUCGAGGAAGAAAUCAAGAAGAAGUCUGGCAAUGAGUUUGUGGAGGGUUUGGCGUACUCUCGAGAGAAGGGGGUCAUCAUGACCGCCAACAUGACCGACGAGGCGGAACAUGACAAGAUCAACUCCAUCGGAAACUUUUGGAAGCCCUGGUUCUACAAACACGUGGAGGAGUUUCUCCGUACAGGCCCUGCUGUGGAGUACAUCCCCCUCCGCCACUACUACCACCGCCACACUCGCAGCAUCUUCUGGGAACUCGAGGAUAUCAUCCCCUUCGGCAACAACCCCGUGUUUCGAUACCUCCUGGGUUGGAUGGUGCCCCCCAAGAUCUCUCUACUGAAGCUCACCCAAGGGGAGACAAUCAAGAGGAUGUACGAGAAGUACCAGAUCAUCCAGGACAUGCUCAUCCCUCUGAAGGACCUCAGUGACGCACUCUCGGUCUUCCACCAGGAACUCGACCUGUACCCACUGUGGCUAUGCCCCUUCAUGCUGUACAAUAACCCUGGAAUGGUGCACCCUGCCAGUGGUGAGGACGAACUGUAUGUUGACAUCGGUGCCUACGGAGCACCCAAGAACCCGAGCUUCAACACCAUCCCGUCCACCAGAAGAAUCGAGUCCUAUGUCAAGAAAGUCCAUGGCUUCCAGAUGCUGUAUGCAGAUUCCUACCUCACCCGCGAAGAGUUCUACGACAUGUUCGACCACUCCCUGUACGACAAGAUGCGCCUGAAGUUGGACUGCUGGAAGGCUUUCCCUGAAGUCUAUGACAAAGUCAACCGCAAAGUCCGCGACUAGUCCUAGGGUCAACCAAUCAUUCUUUCGAUGGAAACAAAUAUUGUGGCUCUGUUUACCCAACAAUUCUUGUUUCAAUCCUGAUUCUGCCAUUUUGUUGACAAUUUUACAUGUAGGUUGUUGAUGAGUUACAAAUUGAUUUGACUAAUAAUAAGCAGUGGUUUGGAAAGCAGUGUUUUGUCUCCACUGACAGUGCUGGUGUAUAAAUCGACAAUUCCACAAAGUGUGAGUAAGAAGUUGUAGUACAUACCAUGGAUAAAAAAUCUAGUCUGUCUCAACUUGAUGUCACUUUGUAUGAUUUAGAAAAGAAAGAUUUAUAUUACCUAUAAGCUUACCACCUUGAAGUGCCACAACAUUUAUUUUCAAGGAUUUAUCUGGCAGAGCUCCAUCAGGAUGAUAUUGAUUUGCUCAAAUCUGAUGAAUCGACUCAGAUGACGGGUAGAAAACCAACAUAUUUUCAUUGGGCACGACAAGGAUUCUGAUGUGACCAAUGAUAUAGAGGAAAUGUUGAACAAUCUAAAACGUCAGAUUAUGAAGAGUAGGUCCAUAUAUGGGGAAGCUAGUCUAGUAUGUCGUGUUAUAGUCAACGCCUGUGGACGUCAUACUGACACAAGAUGUAUUUUUAACCCUAUCAGUGCACAUUUUGUGAAAACAUUGACAUAAAUAUGACUGUGUCAGUUAGUGUAUGUCUUACGUAUGAGAAGUUGAGUGACUGUGCUAGCUAUAGGUGGAGAGAGAACACACGUUAAGGGAGGGACAUAAAAAGAACUGUUCCUUUGUUGUUUAAAUAUCAAUAUCAUUUUGGUGUUUUUUUUUAUAACAAAAUGUUUUGAUGAUGUGUGCUCUGCAAACAAUCCUGGGGCAAUAUACUGUAGUCCAAAUAUACUGUGGAAUCAAUAUAUGAGAACAGUAAAUAAUACUUCGUUACAAGACAAUUUGGGGGAAAUGUGUAGCAUACUCCAGUUACUACAUUUCUGUCUUGUUAACAUGAAGCAGAAUUAUGGCAACAGUAAACACUACAUGUUGCUGUCGUAGAGAUAGGGUUAAUACUGUCACAGAUAGGGUUAAUACUGUCAUAGAUAGGGUUAAUACUGUCACAGAUAGGGUUAAUACUGUCAUAGAUAGGGUUCAUACUGUCACAGAUAGGGUUAAUACUGUUAUAGAUAGGGUUGAAUGCCGUCACAGAUAGGGUUAAUACUGUCAUAGAUAGGGUUAAUACUGUCACAGAUAGGGUUAAUACUGUCACAGAUAGGGUUAAUACUGUCAUAGAUAGGGUUCAUACUGUCACAGAUAGGGUUAAUACUGUUAUAGAUAGGGUUGAAUGCCGUCACAGAUAGGGUUGAAUACAGGUGGUUUAAAUACAUGAUUGAAUGUCAGUUGGAAUAGUUCUGCAUUUAUUUAAGAUUAGAAUCACGUGUUGUUAGUUAGUUGAAAUAAUCUCACAACUGCGUGCUCCUUCCGGUGAUGUGAUGUCGAAGAUGACGUCCAGGUGUGCUUGAGUUAAUUUUAUUGUAACAGUGUUUCAAAUGGCAUCAAUUAUUUUGACCAUUCAUUGCAGAGGAUCCUUCUUAGUUUCCGCAAUGAUGACAGGCCAGUUUUUCCAAAUCCUUUUCAUGUGUCAAAGAGACAUUAUCAAAAUGUUGUACUACAUCACAAUGUGACUUUUUUGCUCUGUGGUUUGUGGUUAUACUUGUUAAACUGUCUUUCAUUUGUUUUAUGGUUUGCCAGUAUAUAUACAAGUCCAUGUGUCGUCAGUGGUUGUUGUGUUGUGAUAUCCACAAUCGUUGUUCGUGCUGUGCAGACAUAGUUCAGGAGGUCAGAGGAUUUGUCUUACAGUAUCACUGUAUCACGCUGUAUCACAUAGUGAGUGAGUGAGUUGGGUUUAACGCCGCUUUUAACAGUAUUCAAGUUAUAUCACGGCGUGUCAGCUUAAUGUGGGAGGAAAGCCCAAAGUGAUGUAGGUCUUAGACGUUUAUCACUUCGGUGAAACCCACGAGCACGGGUAUGGUGCUGACAAACCUAGAAACAUAAUUGGGGCGAACCGGGAUUCGAACCCACAAUCAUAGUGUAUCACAUAGGGAGAGGGUGGGUGAAGUGGGGAGAGGCCCCAGGAUGGGUGAAGGGGGGGAGAGGCCCCAGGGUGGGUGAAGGGGGGGAGAGGCCCCAGGGUGGGUGAAGUAGGGAGAGGCCCCAGGGUGGGUAAAGUGGAGAGAGGCCCCAGGGUGGACAAAGUCGGGAGAGGCCCCAGGAUGGGUGAAGUGGAGAGAGGCCCCAGGGUGGACAAAGUCGGGAGAGGCCCAAGGGCUGGUGAAGUGGGGAGAGGCCCCAGGGUGGGUGAAGUAGGGAGAGGCCCCAGGGUGGGUAAAGUGGAGAGAGGCCCCAGGGUGGGUGAAGUGGGGAGAGGCCCCAGGGCAGGUGAAGUAGGGAGAGGCCCCAGGGCAGGUGAAGUAGGGAGAGGCCCCAGGGUGGGUAAAGUGGGGAGAGGCCCCAGGGUGGGUAAAGUGGAGAGAGGCGUCAGGGCAGGUGAAGUGGAGAGAGGCCCCAGGGCAGGUGAAGUGGAGAGAGGCCCCAGGGCGGGUAAAGUGGAGAGAGGCCCCAGGGCGGGUAAAGUGGAGAGAGGCCCCAGGGCAGGUGAAGUAGGGAGAGGCCCCAGGGUGGGUGAAGUGGAGAGAGGCCCCAGGGCAGGUGAAGUGGAGAGAGGCCCCAGGGCAGGUGAAGUGGAGAGAGGCCCCAGGGCGGGUAAAGUGGAGAGAGGCCCCAGGGCGGGUAAAGUGGAGAGAGGCCCCAGGGCAGGUGAAGUGGAGAGAGGCCCCAGGGCGGGUAAAGUGGAGAGAGGCCCCAGGGUGGGUGAAGUGGAGAGAGGCCCCAGGGCAGGUAAAGUGGAGAGAGGCCCCAGGGUGGGUGAAGUGGAGAGAGGCCCCAGGGUGGGUGAAGUGGGGAGAGGCCCCAGGGCGGGUAAAGUGGAGAGAGGCGUCAGGGCAGGUGAAGUGGAGAGAGGUGUCAGGGCAGGUGAAGUAGGGAGAGGCCCCAGGGUGGGUGAAGUGGGGAGAGGCCCCAGGGCGGGUGAAGUGGAGAGAGGCGUCAGGGCGGGUGAAGUGGAGAGAGGCCCCAGGGUGGGUGAAGUGGGGAGAGGCCCCAGGGUGGGUGAAGUGGAGAGAGGCCCCAGGGUGGGUGAAGUGGGGAGAGGCCCCAGGGUGGGUGAAGUGGAGAGAGGUGUCAGGGCAGGUGAAGUGGGGAGAGGCCCCAGGGUGGGUGAAGUGGGGAGAGGCCCCAGGGUGGGUGAAGUGGAGAGAGGCCCCAGGGUGGGUGAAGUGGGGAGAGGCCCCAGGGUGGGUGAAGUGGAGAGAGGUGUCAGGGAAGGUGAAGUGGAGAGAGGCCCCAGGGCGGGUGAAGUGGGGAGAGGCCCCAGGGUGGACAAAGUAGGGAGGGAAUGGGCAAAGUAGGGAGAGGGAACUGAGAAUUUAGUGGUAUAAUCAGAAGACACUCCUGAACUGUUGCUGCUGCCUUGUCCUAUGAAGAUGUCCGAUCUCCUCCAGACAGCUGGUGAUGUUCACAGCCCUGCCCAUCAUGUUUCCUGUAUGAUCUGCUAGAUUCUCUCAACACAGAAGUACUUUCAAUCCAAAUUUUACUGAUAUAACACAAUGUCUAUCAUUCAGAAAUCCCACAUCUUAUUCUAGAUACAAAAUCAAAUUUCAUAUCUUCAAUUUUCUUAAACCUUUUUACCUUUUAGGACAGGAUAAAAUACAAAUUCAUACAUAUGGCUUUACAUCAAUACAAGUAUGAAUGACAAACAGCAGGACUUAUUCCCCUAGGAAUGUGUAGGCAUGGUGUAGGCAUGGUGUAGGCAUGGUGGGGGCUGAUGCUGUCCGGGCACCAUAGGAGUAGGAAUCUGAGGGCAAACAACGCAGGACUGUUUUUGUUAUGAUCUAUAUACAUUUAUAUAAUCAUAUCUAAGGAUCAUUGUCCAUGUCUGCCUUUCCUGCCACUCAUGAAGCUGGUCUCCAUCUCUGCUUAUAGAGGUUGUCUGUCCAUCAGUCUACAAGGUUACCAUGGUUACAGUGCUCAUAGCUUUUCAGCCAUUGUUUUAUAUAUACAAUUGGUUUUGUCCUUCCCAGACUUAUUGUGGAUAAUGUUUUCAUAUACAAAUAAUAGUUGUCAGAAGCUGUAUUUUGAAGUCAAGUAAACAAGCAUAUGUAUAAA